GUGGCCCAUUCCGACGAAGUGGCGACCCAAGUCCCGCGCCCCGGCCGACAUUCCGAGACGCACUCGAGACGCGCUCCUGAUCGCUCCGUCAUUCCAUGGCGCGCCACGCGAGUGCGACCGUUUAGUUUGGAGCACGUUUCAUUUGUCUUCUUCUUCUUCGGCACAAUGUGUAAUCGGCUCCUGUCAAAGUGUGCGUUGUUGCUGUUGUUGUUGUUGCUGUUGUUGUUGCGAAGAGGGCGUCAUGCAGAUGCAGGUGUCGGUAGGGUCCCAGUGGAUUUCCCAGAUGGAUCCCUUGGUUUGGGAGGGGUUUUUUUUAGCUGUUGAUGGUGAAAAUCCAUGCGCCUCUUGGGACUUCAUGGUGGAGUCGUCACUGGAGCUGUCGGUCGUAUGGGGAGCGCUUGGGAGAGACGGAGCCGCAUCUCCAUUCUCCAUCACCCGACGGAGUCCCAGUCCACCACUCGUGCUGCACCAUAGCAGUCGCUUGUGUGAGCGAGAGAGAGAGUGUGUGUCAUUCCGGUAAUCAUCAUUCAGCGUGAAGAGAGAGAGAGAGGGGGUAAGUCUUUAGACGAGACAGAUCCGAAUCUGCAGGAUAUAAAUGAACGAAAGGCUUUCGGUGGAUAUUUAGGAAGGCGCUGUUUGCACACCGCUCAUCUACAGCCUGGGUGGCGAAUAUGUAAAUGUUCAUAUUCACAUCAACACCACCCAUAGACGAUAUAGAAUACUAGAUUACUAUGUGUUUGUUAUCGUAUACAUCGUUUCAUAAUCUAUACAACUGCCGUUUGUGAGACUCUGCAAACGUCGAUAUGCAUUGAUUUGUACAGCCCUUCUGUCAAUCCACCGCUAGACGAGGGUUAUUUCCACGUCACUUGACCAUAGGGCGAGGUUGUUUGGCCAUACUUCACCACGCUGGUCACGCCACCAAAGCGUCCGACCUUCCAAUGUCGCUCACCCACCGAGGUGGUCUCCGCUGUCACCUUUGACAGCUGGCCAGCCCGCACGUCCCCCGGCACGGCAAUGGGCUGUGAGCGCGCCGCGCUCAUCGUACUGGGCAGCGUGCUCCUCACCCUCCUGCUCGCCGUGCCGGCCACGUGGCGCGCUCGCCGGGACCCGGAGCAGUCGCCUCCACCACCAACGGCGCCAUCACCGCCGCCACCACCACCGCCACCGCCGCCCUCCUGGAGACGCAGGCUCACGGGCGGCGAGAGGCGCCAGUCACCGUCGAGGGCCGUGCGCGACCUUCGGAGGCCGCAUGGGUGGGCGAGGAUGGCGCGCCGACGAGGUCGGCUCUACUGCCAGGUGGGCAUCGGAUUCCACCUGCAGCUGCGACCCAGCGGCAAGAUCAGUGGCACCCACAGAGCCAACUCCUUCAGUGAGUACGGCCCGACUCUCCUGCAUGCCCAGGCCCUCUCGCGUGCUGCCUGGACCCUCGGCUUUCCUACCGAUUUGAAUCUCGCUCGCACCGCAGGUGUCCUGGAGAUUUUCUCUGUCGCCAGAGGAGUUGUGGGCAUCUGGGGUGUCUCCAGUCGCCGGUUUUUGGCCAUGAACAGGAAAGGAAAAUUAUACGCGACGAGCUCCUUCACGGACGAGUGCCUCUUCGCGGAGAGCUUCCAGGAGAACGGCCACAACACGUACGCUUCCGAGCGCUACGGGGCCGCCGCGGGGUCAGGCGGCGAGGGCGCCUGGCUCGUGGCCCUCAACAAGCUGGGCCGCGCCCGCCGCGGCACGAGCCCCCGGGUACGCCGCCAGCACGCCUCCACGCACUUCUUGCCCCGGCUGCGGCGUGUCGCGGCCGCCGGCGAACGAGGCUUUAGGGUCGUGAGUUCGAGCCCGAGACGCGUGCCGCCCGUGCAGGCCGAGACGCGAGCGGGCGCCGCCUCCGAGCACGGGCAGAUCGAGACCCCCGGCGGCAGCCGCGGAAAGGAGGUCGCGAAGUACCUGCCGAGAUUCCGGUUUGGUUAAAGUUCGUGCCUCGUGCUCUUGAGCUUGUAAUUCUUCUGUGCGGUGACAACACGCUCCCCUUGCGCAUCAUUACACAAAGUGCGCGUGAGAGUCUCCCGAGGAUUACUUCGCCCCCCCCCCCCCCCCCACGCCACGUUGGAAUCCCAUAAUCAUCGCGCCCUCAAGGUGAUGAUGACGACGACACGAUCUUUAAGAUGGUCUUGCCAUUACGUUUGCAGGUUAAAAAGCUAAUUGCCAUAAGAUUUGCCUUAUUAGUGUAAGUAGUGAUACUGCUUUCCACCAAUGUUAGCUGCGGCCUACGAAUUUAACUCGGGUAGCUGUGUUCAGAAUGCAAUUGCCCUAUGUAUGUUGAACUUCUUUGGCACCGUACGUAGCCAACCGUGCUAAUCGGAGGUGUGAAAGCUAGCUUACUACUGCGCCACCGCUCAUCGCCGUAACAAACAGGUGUGUUAUUUUCCUCACAACACAUAGGCCUUCGCGUGUCAAUCGGCAGAGUAGAUGUUCAGGUGUUUAUUACUCAGAGCGGCACAGCACGUGCACGAUGAGCUUAAACUCCGUCUCCAUAGCUACACGACUACAACCACAAUUGGUUAAGCGCCGUGGAAGAUGAUGCCCGGCAUGAUAAGCCCCGCCGGGAAUUCGCCUGGAUGCAAUUUGCGUCAUGCCAUGUUCCGCUUGAAAGGCGUACGGCGAUGGCGGUGGUGGCUAAUUACCAGCUGGAAUCGGUCUUCGGCGAGGUUAAGUAAAUAGCGCUUUAAUACCCAGCAGCCCACCCGCGACCCUCACCCGCACCGCGCUGCUAUAAUUAUAGCUGUAAGCACCAACAUGAAAAACACUGAUUUAUAGCUUUGGCGUGGUGGGGGGGCGGGGAAGUGCGGGUUGCCUGUGUCGUCACAUCCGUUCGACUGUGACGUCAUCGCGCGGCGGUGACAUCGUCGCGCGUGGGAAUAAUGCAUGGCGACACAAGUUACGAGC
Messenger RNA from Petromyzon marinus (sea lamprey), 2934 nucleotides. Lineage: Eukaryota; Metazoa; Chordata; Hyperoartia; Petromyzontiformes; Petromyzontidae. The record is from RefSeq and is a predicted model, not a curated record.